This is a messenger RNA of Phragmites australis (common reed), 2282 nucleotides long. RefSeq names its product G-type lectin S-receptor-like serine/threonine-protein kinase At1g67520. The record is from RefSeq and is a predicted model, not a curated record. The transcript is spliced from 7 exons. Gene Ontology annotation, biological process: protein phosphorylation. Lineage: Eukaryota; Viridiplantae; Streptophyta; Magnoliopsida; Poales; Poaceae. Gene Ontology annotation, molecular function: ATP binding; protein kinase activity. Bases 132 to 2186 code for a protein of 684 amino acids.
ACUCGAUUCGUUCCCCCCAGACUUGACCUGGAGACGUCAACGCUCACACCGCAGAUUUUCUUCCGAUGCAUCCAGACCGUAGUACCGCAGUGAGCUAAAAAAUUCAAAUGACAAGACAGGAGUGAGUUGAUAUGCCCAUCGAUCGGAAUAGACAACGGGAGCUAGCUGGUGGCCAAACCAUGGUAGUGGUUGUUGCCGUCGUUCUCGCGCUCCUCCUCUCGCCGCUCGCUGCGGCCCAACCAUGGCAGUACUGCGGCAGCAGCGCCAUGUACUCGCCCAACAGCACGUACCAGGCCAACCUCGACACUGUAUCCGCCGCGCUCCCCCACAACGCCUCGUCGUCGCCGGCGCUCUUCGCCACAUCCGCCCAGGGUGCCGGAUCCGCUGACCGCAUCUUCGCGCUCACCAUCUGCCGAGGAGACGUCGACGCGCCGACCUGCUACGACUGCGUCACCGGCGCCUUCCAGGACGCGCGAGGCUCGUGCCCGUACGACAAGGAGGUGGCCGUCCUCUACGACGCCUGCUUCCUCUACUUCUCCGACCAGGACUUCCUCAACACCACCGCCAACGUGGGCCAGAUCACCCUGUACAACACGCAGAACGUCAGCGGCCGCGACGACCCCAACAGCCGAGGCGCCGCCCUCUUCACCCGGCAGGUGCGCGCGCUGCUCAACGGCACGGCGCGGUGGGCUGCGUACAGUUCGCCCAGGAGGUUCGCGACGGCGCGCAUAUACAACGGCAGUGUCGCGGUGCCGGUGCCGACGCUCUAUGCGCUGACGCAGUGCACGCCGGACUUGUCGCCCGGCGACUGCUGGGGCUGCCUGGAGGACCUGAUCGUGAAGUCACCAUUGACUGGGCGGACGGUCGGCGCGCGGAUCGCUGGGGUGCGCUGCAGCUACCGGUACGAGGACUACGCCUUCUACCGGGGGGAUCCCAUGCUGAACCUUGGGACACCGCCGCCAUACACUGAACCAACGGGCGGCCGACGCUCAGGAAAAAAGAGGAAGCUGUGGAUUCUAUCAAUAGCUGUUCCUCUUGUGACAAUUUUCUUAUGCAUAUUUUUCUUUGGAUGGGUAAGAAGGCUGAGAAAAGGGAAGAUGAAAUUGCAAGAACAACCCAUGGCUAAUUUGGCCAGAAAUGAAGACGUACCAAUGCUUUGGAGGAUUCAAGAGACGGAUUCAGAGUUCACAGUGUUCCAUUUCCCUCAAAUAGUGGAGGCUACCGCCAACUUCUCUGAAGAACACAAACUUGGACAAGGGGGCUUUGGCUCUGUAUACAAGGGCCAAUUUCCGAAUGGACUCGAAGUAGCAGUUAAAAGACUUGCGCCACAUUCUGGUCAAGGGUUUGUGGAGUUUAAGAAUGAAAUCCAUCUUAUAGCUAAACUACAACACACCAAUCUAGUUCGACUCCUAGGAUGUUGUAUUCAAGGGGAAGAACACAUAUUAAUCUAUGAAUAUAUGCAAAACAAGAGUCUGGACUUCUUCCUCUUUGAUGUAACAAGAGCAACAUUACUAACUUGGAACAAACGUCUUAAUAUAGUUGAAGGGAUAGCACAAGGUCUUCUAUAUCUUCAUAAGCUCUCCCGACUGCGCGUCAUACAUAGGGACCUGAAAGCAAGCAAUGUUCUCUUGGACAACGACAUGAAUCCAAAGAUAUCUGAUUUUGGGCUAGCAAAAAUAUUUAACUCAAAUGCUAUUCAAGGGAACACGGAUAAAGUAGUAGGGACAUAUGGCUACAUGGCUCCAGAGUAUGCUUCAGAGGGCGUCUUCUCGGUCAAAACCGACGUAUUUAGCUUUGGUGUGUUACUUCUUGAGAUUAUUAGCGGGAAGAGAAAUGCUGGUUUUCACCAGCAAGGAGCUUUCUUCAACCUGCUUGGCUAUGCAUGGAAGCUAUGGAAGGAGGGCAGAUGGUUUGAGCUUGUUGACGCAUCAUUAGAAGACAACCAAGACCAAACACUGGAGAUAUUGAAAUGCAUUACUAUUGCCCUGAUGUGUGUCCAGGAGAGUGCAGUUGAUCGCCCCACCAUGUCCGACGUAGUUGCGAUGCUAUCGAUUGAGACUAUGUCGAGCCUGCCACUACCAAAACAGCCGGCCUACUUCAACUUGAGCGCGACGGAUGGAGAGCUAUCCACUACUUCACCUAGCAGUGUAAAUGUUGUAACCACUAGCAUUUCAGAGGCUAGAUAGCAUACUAAUCUAGGUUUGGGUGAUGCAGUCUUACUAUGUAUUGCUUUCAUUUUGCCCAAUUACCAAACAUACAAUUUUCAUGCACAGGAUACUCUG